UCGCCAUAUGAUUAAGCCGUCUUAGCGGCUUUCCUCACCCCCGAGAUAAAUAUGUAAAUCUUAUUCAAGACUCGUAUGCACACCGCCUACCAAUAUUUCGCUCCAUCGUGAUAAUUCUUCAUUUCCGUCUUUAGCAAGAGAUAGUUCAGAUAAGCUGAUGUACUCUUCACUAGCAAUAAUUUUCAUAUUUUCACAAGUGGGUCAUGGCCACUUGCAUUCAGCAGUUGAAGAAAUGGAAAAUCUUAUGCGCGAGGAAUUGGGUUUCAUAAAAAAUUGUAAAGAAUACAUUGCAAGUCGGGAAGAGAAGCUGGCACGGGUCAAAGUUAUCGUCGACAGCUUGAACGCGGAAGCGGGAGAAGCGAUUGUCGAUGCUCAACAAUAUUUAGGUCAUCCUGUCAAUCAAUAUCUUCUCUUAAAACGUCUGAUAACGGAGUUUGAACUGAUAACAGAUUUAACUGAUAAGAAUCUGACAUUUGCUGAUAACUUAUCGAAGUUUAGAACAAACCUUCCUGAUAGAGAAGACAUCAAAGAAAGUGCUAAGGAACUUAUAAGAUCACAGGGAUGGAAAGACAAGUCUAUGGAAGAUUUCGUUGUCAUAAGCAAGCUGGAUGGCCCAAGAUCGAAACUAGGUCGAACACACGGCAAAGGAGACGAGGGUGAUGCAGUAGAGAAGGUUUACUACUCAAAUUGGAGUUCGAAACUUGAACAUAAAGACUCAUAGAACCUGAGAAGAAUUUGUAAAAGAAAUGUGUCGCGAGGAGGGGGGACCUUUCUGUCUUCAAAUCGAUAAAAAAAAUCAAAACCAGGUAACAUGGGUUGCCAAUAAAUGGAUGUACAAAAAAGACCAAGAACUCAAACGAUCUUGUGUUCCUAACAAAAAUGCCGAAAACAGUAUUUUUCAAUUUAAAUCUUCGAAGUUAUUUAAAUAAAUUGCCCUUUCCCCCCACCCCGCUUCCUGAAAUGUGAAAAAAAAAUCAAUCUGCAAUGUAUCAUACAUAGCAAUUUUUCGCAGCUUGGAACGCAUUUUAGACGCUCACGACUCUUGAAAACCAACGGACCUGGCUGAUACGGUCUAAAUUGGCAAUUAGAAAUUUUAGAGACCUCCCCCCCCCUCCUGUUUAAAAAUUCUUCUGAUCUUGUCAAAUGUUUCCUAUUUUAGCUCUCUGUCCCACAUAUUUCAGCCCCCACUCCUGUUUGAAAAUUCUCAUGCUCUUGUUAAAUGUUUUCUAUUUUACCUCUCUGUCCUAUAUAUUUUAGUUUGUUUAAUAUUUUUGUGUAUUAUUAUUGUGAAUAAAACAGAAGCAAUUGGUUUGAAUUACUAUUGCACAUUGGCAUCAGU
Molecule: messenger RNA, 1339 nt
Organism: Styela clava
Lineage: Eukaryota; Metazoa; Chordata; Ascidiacea; Stolidobranchia; Styelidae
Product: prolyl 4-hydroxylase subunit alpha-1-like
Cellular component (GO): endoplasmic reticulum
Molecular function (GO): procollagen-proline 4-dioxygenase activity
Source: RefSeq, a predicted model, not a curated record